UUUUGCAGUUCGUUGACCCAAGAGCUACCAAACAAUUGCUUAUUUUUUUAGACUAUAAAUGUGGAACAUGAUGUGGUUGUAUUGACACGUCGCUGAAGUCAGCUGUGGUGAUAUGCAAACAUUAAACGGACCGGUGCUGAUGAGAGAGCUUACUGAAAGGAUGGAGGAAAUCCUCAACCUGACCGGGAACGGACCGAAUAACAAAACUCUGUCGGAUAAUAAAUUUAACAGUCUUGAGGAUAUAGAUUUGCCAGCAGACGGCACCCCAAUACUUAGGAUAAUAAUAUCUGUUGUGUAUUCCGUGGUGUGCGCGGUGGGACUCGUUGGAAACCUGUUGGUAUUUUUUCUUAUGAAGUUAAGGCAGAGUAGAAAGAAAUCAAGUAUUAACUUUUUUGUCCUUAACUUGGCUGUAACUGACUUUCUGUUCGUUCUCGCACUGCCAUUUUGGGCAGUGGACAUUGCUUUGGACUUUAGCUGGCCAUUUGGAGAUGCCAUGUGUAAAGUUAUUCUGUCAGUCACUGUUAUGAACAUGUAUGCUAGUGUGUUCUUCUUGACUGCAAUGAGCAUCACCCGUUACUGGUCUGUCGCCUCAGCACUGAGAAACCGCACUCGGCAUAGGAUGUUUUCUGUCAAAUGGGUUAGUGCGGUAUUAUGGAUCUUGGCCACUGUGGCCACGGCACCAACAACCAUUUUUGCCACGGUAAAAACGGUUGCUGGGGAAAAGCUGUGUUUACUCAAAUUCCCAAAUGGACAGCGCUGGCUUGCCCUAUACCAUCUUCAAAAAAUUUUCAUUGCUUUCGUGUUGCCGAUGCUUAUACUGUCAAUUUGUUACUUGAUGCUUUUAAGGUUCGUUCGUAGGAGAAGUAUGAACAAUAACCAUACUGCAAGACGUUCUAGAGUUACAAAGUCAGUGACAAUUGUGGUUCUGUCAUUUUUUCUUUGUUGGAUGCCCAACCAUGCAAUGACAUUUUGGGGAGUUUUGGUAAAACUGAAUGUUAUCCAUUGGGACAGAGCAUACUACAUUGUGCACACGUAUGUAUUCCCCGUAACUAUUUGCCUAGCCAAUGCAAAUAGUUGUUUGAACCCAGUUCUUUACUGUUUAAUGCGACGCGAGUUCAGAAAAAUGUUAAAGAAUUUGUUCUGGCGCAUAUCCUCACCAGUUAUGGCAUCGACUUGUAAAUUACGCGCAUUCACAUCGGCAACAAAACCAGAGAAGGAAGACUUUCAUCAAGGCAUUAUUCCGCUCAAUGUACUGGAAACCGAAAAUUGUAGACUUUCUGUCAUUGACCGAUCCUUUUCUCUAGCAUGCAACCAACCAUCCGAGGAACCAAGUGUUACUGACAGAAAAGUGGAACGACCUGGAUAUACUCAAGGAUUUCUUAAUUGAGUUUUAUUCUAAGCCACACCUUAUGAUUGUGGACCCGUUUCAGCAAAAGGAAUGACUGUGUACAAAGACCAAGAAUUGUGCUGUAAUGUUGUCUUUACAUGUGAAAUGUGCUGAAAGCAUCAUUCAUACAGCAACCUAUGGUACAUACAGUUGAUUAUUUUUGUAAUUUUACUGUGACAUUUUGCAUAUGGUAAAGUAUUAUUUAGAAUGAUUUAAGAGUCAUGACACUGAGAUUAUGAUGUAAUCAUGAUAUUGUCUCAUGUUGUGUGCUUGUGUAGACAAAGAAAGGUACAAACACAAUUUUAAAUAGAUUUUUUGACUGUUAUACAACAGAAAUGUAAAUAUGGUGUCUGAAUUAAAUAGGCAUUGAUUGCCUUCCUGGGUAAAUUGUAUAAAUAGUUUUAUGACAUCAUGCCCUGUAUCUGUUGGAGAUGUCCAGUGGCCACAUUAUACACAAAUUGUUUCCAUGACGCAUACAGUAUCUUGUACCCUACCCAUUAUCAUUGCAGUCCAGUUGUCGCAGUGAUUGGAAUGAUUGCAGUUCAAGUAGUAUAAUGUAUUCGUCAACUAUCAACUUUUAAUCUAUUGCUUAGUGAUGAAUUUGGUGAGAAUGAUGUGAUUGAAGAUGGACAUUUACAUUAUCAUAUGGUUCCCAGACUAUUGAUCAGUCACACUGAGAAUAA
Messenger RNA from Alosa alosa (allis shad), 2070 nucleotides. It is a transcript of the gene rxfp3.3a2, whose product is annotated as relaxin family peptide receptor 3.3a2. The record is from RefSeq and is a predicted model, not a curated record. The transcript has a single exon. Bases 113 to 1387 code for a protein of 424 amino acids. Gene Ontology annotation, cellular component: membrane. NCBI's taxonomy places the organism in Eukaryota, Metazoa, Chordata, Actinopteri, Clupeiformes, Clupeidae. Gene Ontology annotation, molecular function: G protein-coupled receptor activity. Gene Ontology annotation, biological process: immune response; G protein-coupled receptor signaling pathway.